GGAGACGGAAACAAUCGUGCUCGGCCCGUCCGGCAAGCCCAAGCUCAAGUGUCCGCAGUGCGACAAGAUGUUCAGCAACAAGCAGAGCCGCUCGCUGCACAUUAAGGCGGUGCACGAAGGCGUGAAGCCGUAUGUGUGCAUCGAGUGCGGAGCUACAUUCGCGUAUCCGCGCUCGCUCGCGCUGCACGCACAUUCUCACCGGAGGGCGCAGCCGACCAAAGGCUUCGCCUGCGAUCUGUGCGGGAAGGUCCUGAACCACCCAUCAUCAGUAGUAUACCACAAAGAAGCUGAACACACAGGGCAGCGCUACGUCUGCGGAAAGUGCGGCAAGCUGUUCAAGCACAAGCAGCUGUUACAGCGACACCAGCUCGUCCACUCCCAGGCGCGACCGUACAGCUGCAAGAUCUGCAGCCAAUCAUUCAAGACAAAAGCCAACCUGCUGAACCACGCGCUCCUCCACUCCGGCGUCAAGAGGUUCGCGUGCGAGAUAUGCAAGCACCGCUUCGCGCACAAGACCAGUCUAACGCUGCACAUGAGAUGGCAUUCUGGUCUAAAACCGUACACCUGCAAAACAUGCGGCAAGAGCUUCAGUCAAAAAGGCAACCUGUCCGAACACGAGCGAAUACAUACGGGAGAGAAGCCUUACCAGUGCGCUCAGUGCCCGCGGCGGUUCACCACUUCAUCACAACAUAGACUACAUGCGAGACGACACCAGGCUGAUACUGAGCGGCCUCAUGUGUGCAACCACUGCGGGAAGAGGUUCGUGUGCCGCUCGUCGUGGCUGGCGCACAUGCGGCGCGAGACGCGCGCGGGCGGCGCCGCCAAGCACCGCUGCGCCGUCUGCGGCCGCGCCUUCGCCGAGCGCUGGGCGCUGCUCAAACAUGCGAGGAGACACACCGGGGAGCGACCCUUCCGGUGCCCGCUGUGUCCGAGAGCCUUCGCUGACUGCUCCAACCUCAACAAGCAUAAAAAGCAAGUGCACAAGCAAGUCAGUCUACUCGUGGACAAGAAUCUCCCGGUGGCCACAGCCGCACCUACUGUCCCCACGGCGCCCCCCAGCCCGCAGGACGAGCGCGUCAUAUACGUCGCUUACGACGUUGACUCCGGACCCACGGCCUUCCAUAUUGUCGAGACUGACCAGGUGGAGACAAUAGACAACGACACAGUCCUGAAGGACAACUUAUACUCCGGGUCGUCAUUGCUCCGUCGGCCGGAGCCAGAACCGGAACCGGUGGAACUGAUGGAGGAGGAGCAUGUUCUGGAGAUGGAGCCCGUAGUACUAGAAACUGAGCACAUGCCGGUGACAGACGAGCAGGGCAACCCGCUGCACUUCACGAUGCAGGACGGCACGAGGCUCGCCAUCACCUCCGCCGACGGCAAGUCGCUGCAGGUUAUUACUCAAGAUGGUCAAACUAUACCAGUUGAAAUCAACGGAUUCGCAGAUGAAGAGGAAAUCGAAAGCCCCGACACCAUAGUGCACCAACUCAACCUGCAGAAGACCGUGGACACCGACGGCGGCUCCCACGUCGCUCACUACUUCACCAUCGUCUGAACUCUGAACUACACUCUUCGCAGAGAUCCCGAGUCUGUUUGCCUACAACACUGCUCGCUACUCCCGGUCCAAGCAAACAGUACAGAUGUAAUGAGAAAAGAUUUGCCUUCGUAUUGUUACGGAAAUGUACGAACGUGUCAUGCUAUUUCAGUUAGUCUGCAACAAGAUGUAGUUACAUUGACUUAGCAUGACAAAUACGAACGUUUCCG
Molecule: messenger RNA, 1761 nt
Organism: Leguminivora glycinivorella
Lineage: Eukaryota; Metazoa; Arthropoda; Insecta; Lepidoptera; Tortricidae
Product: zinc finger protein OZF-like
Exons: 12
Coding region: 68-1552 (494 amino acids)
Biological process (GO): regulation of transcription by RNA polymerase II
Cellular component (GO): nucleus
Molecular function (GO): RNA polymerase II transcription regulatory region sequence-specific DNA binding; DNA-binding transcription factor activity, RNA polymerase II-specific
Source: RefSeq, a predicted model, not a curated record